Molecule: messenger RNA, 1549 nt
Organism: Pezoporus occidentalis (night parrot)
Lineage: Eukaryota; Metazoa; Chordata; Aves; Psittaciformes; Psittacidae
Gene: TOP6BL
Product: TOP6B like initiator of meiotic double strand breaks
Biological process (GO): meiotic DNA double-strand break formation
Source: RefSeq, a predicted model, not a curated record
CUCCUCCACGCCGCCAGGGGGCGCUCGCGGGAGUGGGGGGGCACAACAUGGCGGAGCAGGCCUUGUGCUCGGUUCUGGAGCGGCUCCUCCUGGUCCUGGCCCCCCCCAGCAGCGCGGAGCAGAAGGGGGGGUCCCUGCUGGUGGCCCUGGCAGCAGAGGGGGACACGGCCCAGUCCGGCUGCACCAUCACCGUGGCGGCUGCUGGGGACCUGACCCGUGGCAUCGACACCGAAGCCCUUUUGGGAGCCACUCUGGGGGUGCUGCCGGGGGUGCCCCAUGUCCCUGCUCCGUGCUGCGGCCGCAUCCUGCACCGGGCCCGCCUGCGUUUGGCCUUUCAGCUCUGCGCCCCCCCCGACUGUGUGUGGCUGCGGCGGUUUCUGCACAAGGCCAGCGUGGUGCACCCCGAGGUGGAGUUUCACUUGUGUGUCAGCAUGAAUGGAGCCGUGGCCUCGCACAGCUAUGGGAGGGAGAGCGCCUGGACAAUGGAGGGAGUGAGGCUGCGGGUCCAGAGCUGGCACUUCGCACUUCCAGCAGCCCCUGGGGGUGCCCCCCCCUGCAGCAGGAUCCACCCCACACUGGGACCCCCCAUCUGCCUGCGGGUGCCCCCCCCUGCGGUGGCCGCAGGGCUCGGGGGGGAGCUGAGCUUGGUCCCUGCAGCCGCCUUGUGCCCCUGCCUGCGCCGGGCCCCCAACCGGCCCUCCCGCCUCGACACCAUCACCUUGUUCCUGUAUGACCCUGUGGGGCUCCCGGCCGCGGCGCCCCGGUUCUUCCAGGAUCCCUCUUGGAUGGCGGAUUGGGAGCAAUUCGGCUUCACCGCGGCCCCCCAUGCCCAGAGAGAGGGGCAAGAAGAGCUGGUGACCCCUGAUGCCACCUACACAGUGCAGCAGGGAGCCGGUGGCCCCGAUGGGGACCAGCACCCCCAGAGUCUCCUGCUCUUCCUCUUCCUCCAGCACGAGGACCCCUUCCAGGCGUAUGAUGCCAGCACCCGCCUGGUGCUGCUGCAGCACCUGGAGCAGACGCUGUGGAGCAGCCGCUCGGCGCUGGCCCGCGGGCUCCGGACCCUCGUCCACCCCAUACUGGGAGAGCUGCGUCGGCGGCAUGAGGCCCAACAGCGCCUGGCACGGUCCCUUUGUGUCGCGCUGGACGCGGUGACGGCCGUGGUGACCGGGAGCACCAGCACCCGGUUCCGCCGGGGCUGCCUGCGCUCCAUGCAGGAUCCCCACUGGAGCAUCCCCGUGUGCAGAGCGGGCAAAUGGAGGAGGAGGAAGAGGAGGAGGAGGAUGAGGAGGGUUCCCAGAGCAGCCAGGGGCAGGUGUUGCUGCACGAGGUGGCCCAAUGGAUGGCCUAAGGGACAGGGAUGGAGCCCAACCCUCUGCCAUGUGCCAGCCCAGUUCACCCAGUUCACCCGGUCCCACCUGGUUCUGGCUGCCCCAGUCUCCUUCCCCCCGUUGAUCCCAGUUUCCUUUGUUGGUCCUAGUGCCACAGUUGCUCCCCAUUCUCCCAGUUGCUCCUAGUUCUCCCAGUCAGUCCCAGUUUUCCCAGUCCCCCA